AUGGCAGAAAAAAAAGCAGGCUGGAAAGCAUAUGUUAUCCAGUACAUGAAAGGACUCCGACAAGAGAAACCAAUGGCGCAGAAGAAAGAUGCGCUCAACGAGCGUGAAUUGCUUCGAAUGAGGCGUGAGGAAUUAAAACAUGCGCAAGAUAUUCGGGAAAUGUAUGAGGAUAAGCUGAGACGAGCAACUAAAAUUUAUUCGAAGUUGGAGCAAUGUUUGGACGAUCUGGCAGUGCGUGAACGGGAAAUUUGCGAGCGCGAACGACAAGUUAGGGAACGUGAAAACCUUAAUGUUCGCGAUUCAAACCACGGCUUAUCCUAUGAGGAACAAGAAGAAAUGUCUUCAUCGGGAAAUGAAUACCACUCUGAAUACGUGUACCGGAACUCAUCAGCAAGAUGCUCUGCUAGUAGCAUAACGACAAGUGGAGCUUUCCCAUCAUCUCAAUCGCUGACUUUCAGUCGACAAAAUUCCGGUCGCAGUUCAUCAGGCUACAAUCGAAAGUCAAAUAAAACUUCACCUAGGCGAAUGCCAACUUCAAGUUCAGAACGUAACUUCUCUCGGGAUUCAUCGAUCCGAUUGUCCAAUUAUUUUUGCAACAAUCAAGCUGAUCUUGUUCGUGGAUCUCCUGCUCGAAAUUCCGGUGUUUCCGAAACUUCUUGUGAUUCCGGUUUCCACAAUUUGUAUGACAUUGAUCUUCCAUUUGGAACUUCAACAAACGCACUGGUACAUGAAUGCAGUUUUUGCGGACAACCGAUUAUCACAACGAAUUUUUAUCGAAAUACGGAAGGACGUUGGUCUGAUGGACGUUUAGCAUCACAUAGAAGGAAGAAUAGGAAGAGUACAGCAAGCUCCAACCGAGAUUCACUGCAACGGAUGACCCACGUACCUACGAAAGAGAAACGUUCAUCAUAUACGCGACCAAGUCAAUCAUUGGCAGAAUCUACGCUGUCCAAUGGUAGAGCAACAAGAAAGACUUCAUUAUGCGAAAUAACCGAUAACACAUCCUCCAAUUUGCAAAACAAAAUUGUCAGCUGCUCGACCAUUAAAAAAUCACGAGAAGCGGAAGCACUAGUGGACGAAGAAUCCAAUGUGACCAUUCCACCAUCAACUAGUUGUUACCAGGGAAUAUUAAAAGAGAAAGAAGAUACAUGGAUGCCACAAAGUAAACAGGCGGUUGCAUGUGAUAACGAAAAGACAAGUGGAAGAGAUGAUAAGCUGACAAAAGAAGUUUCUGAUGCUUCGGCAGAAGAAAGUUCUGAACAGCAGGAUGAAAAUAACGGGAAUAUUUUGGAUUCAUCGCUCGAUUCUCCAAGUGCUUCUUAUAUCGUUUUCCGGAGAUUUAGAAAUCCACAGAGCACAAAUGAUAGUGAAAGGUCAAGCUGUCUGCUAAUUACUUCCUCUUCAACAAUGGAAUCAUCAUUGGAACGAAGUUUAGAAAUGGCUGCCAUACAUUCUGACGGUCUUUCAGAUAAAGAACGACAAGUUCGCGCUGUUAAAAAUACAAUUCGAACACACCGCAGGACAGCAAGUACUCCGUUAUCGAUACCAUCUGCGGUUUGUGAAACAAGUUCAGAAAGUGAUGCAGAACAAAUCGUAUAUUGUUAG
This is a messenger RNA of Loa loa (African eye worm), 1605 nucleotides long. RefSeq names its product kinase domain-containing protein. Lineage: Eukaryota; Metazoa; Nematoda; Chromadorea; Rhabditida; Onchocercidae. The record is from RefSeq and is a predicted model, not a curated record. The coding region runs from base 1 to 1605 and encodes 534 amino acids. The transcript has 13 exons.